GAGUGAUAAAAGGAGCUCACCAACUUGUUCUUUAAUUUGGUUAAAAAACAAAGAGGGCAGAAAAACUGAAAGCAAGGGGGAGAUGAUGUCUUCAGUGAAGAAACAAGGUUGUGAGAUUCAAGCACUAGGUAUCAACUACACAAUCACCAAGCCUAAAGUAGAGAACCCUUUUAAAAUCUUCAGCAGAGAGGCAAAGCAGAGGCAUCAAACUGCUGCUGAAGAGUUAGAUGAGCUGCCAAAGGUCGGAAAUCCCCCUGAAGUUCGCCAUGUUUUGAAGGACAUAAAUUGUGAAGCAAAACCAUGGGAAAUUCUAGCCAUUGUUGGUCCUAGUGGUGCUGGAAAAUCCUCACUGUUGGAGAUUCUUGCAGGGAAACUUACACCACAAGAUGCAUCCAUUUUUGUGAACCAAAAGCCAUUUGAUAAGUCCAGGUUCAAGAAAAUCUCUGGCUAUGUGACACAGAAGGAUACAUUGUUCCCUCUCCUCACUGUCCAAGAAACGUUGAUGUUCACCGCAAAACUUCGGUUAAGGCUUCCUGAAGCAGAGCUGAAAUCCAGGGUGAAGUCACUGAUGGAAGAGUUGGGGUUAAGUCAUGUUGCUGAUGCUCGAGUUGGAGAUGAUAGAGAUAGAGGGAUAUCUGGAGGAGAAAAGCGGAGAGUUUCAAUUGGAGUUGAAGUUAUUCAUGACCCUAGUGUUUUACUUCUUGAUGAACCAACUUCAGGGCUUGAUAGCACUUCAGCUCUGCAGAUCAUUGAUAUGCUUAAGAAAAUGGCAGAAACUCGAGGAAGAACCAUAAUUCUUAGUAUUCAUCAGCCAGGUUUUAGAAUUGUGAAGUCGUUCAAUUCCAUUCUUCUUUUGGCAAAUGGCACGGUCCUGCACCAUGGCACCGUUGAUAAGCUGUCUCUGCGUCUGAGGGUAAUGGGACUAGAGCUUCCUCUUCAUGUUAACGUUGUCGAAUUUGCCAUUGACUCCAUUGAAGUUAUUCAGGAGCAUCAGGCAUUGCAGCAAGAAAUGCUGUCUCGUCAAAUUUCUCAGAAAAAGAAAGGAGGAGAUGAAGGGCAGAGUAGAAGUGGUAAGUUCACCUUACAACAAUUAUUUCAACAGUCAAAGGUGAUUGAUGGGGAAAAUUUGGAUUCUGGGAUGGAUUUUGCUAAUCAUUUUGCAAAUUCUAGAUUGAAGGAGACCCUAAUUCUUAGCCACAGAUUUUGGAAAAACAUUUGUAGGACUAAGGAGCUUUUCACUUGUCGUAGCCUACAGAUGUUGAUCUCUGGCCUAAUAUUAGGCUCAAUCUUUUAUGAUCUCAAGUACAAUUUAAUUGGUGCUGAGGAAAGAGUUGGUCUCUUUGCAUUCGUCUUAACAUUUCUCCUGUCAAGCACAACGGAAGCUCUGCCUAUAUUCUUGCAAGAAAGGGAGAUUCUGAUGAAGGAAACCUCUUGUGGAAGCUACAGAGUUUCUUCAUAUGCUAUAGCAAAUGCUCUAGUUUACUUGCCAUUUUUGCUGAUUUUAGCACUGCUUUUCAGCAUUCCUCUAUAUUGGCUGGUCGGAUUACAUCGGAGUUUCCUGGCUUUCAUGCAAUUUUUACUGUUGAUUUUGCUGAUUCUGUAUACAGCAAAUUCAGUGGUGGUUUGUUUCAGUGCCUUGGUGCCAAAUUUCAUUGUGGGAAAUUCAGUGAUUUCUGGGGUGAUGGGAUCAUUUUUCCUUUUCUCAGGAUACUUCAUAUCCAAGCAUGAGAUACCAAAUUAUUGGAUUUUCAUGCAUUAUAUAUCCUUGUUUAAGUAUCCAUUUGAAGGGUUCUUGAUCAAUGAGUUCUCUGGCUCUGGAUGCUUGGAUGUCAUGUUUGGAGCUUGUGUAGUGAGUGGUGAUGAUGUGCUCAAGGAAGUAGGUUAUGGUGAGGAAAGCAGGUGGAGGAAUAUUACCAUAAUGAUCUGCUUUAUCAUAAUUUACAGGUUCAUUUCCUAUGUCAUUCUUAGGUGCAGAUGCUCCCAGAGAGGACUCAAAGGGAUUCUCAUUUGAAGAGAAUUCAGAUAAUUAGAGUUGCAGCAGUCACUAUAACAAAAUUCUGGAUUGGACAAGGCCAAGCAACUACUUUGGUAACAUUUUACUAUGUUCCUCUGCUAAAGGUGGCCUUAACCCUUAUCUUGCUUUCCCAAGAUUCCCACUCGUGACAGCAGCAAAUAUCAUACAAACAUCAGAAGCUCAGCCACAAAUGGGUGACUUGGGGGGUGAAUACUGCCUGCUGCAAGGAUGCCAGAUGGACCAAAUCAUCUGCAAUAAACAGUUUGAUAUAUUUUGUAAAUGAAAUGCAAAAGCUGCAUGGCUCUCAUCAAUCACAAUGCAGGAUCAAGAAAAGAGAAUCAUGGGCAUUAUUGUAAUUGAAAGCUUGUUACAUUAAUUUGUUUUUAUCUAUUGUAGUAUUCUGGAUUUCAUGAAGAUAUUUUAUAU
This is a messenger RNA of Coffea eugenioides, 2440 nucleotides long. Its product is annotated as ABC transporter G family member 5. Gene Ontology annotation, cellular component: membrane. The transcript is spliced from 2 exons. Gene Ontology annotation, biological process: transmembrane transport. The record is from RefSeq and is a predicted model, not a curated record. NCBI's taxonomy places the organism in Eukaryota, Viridiplantae, Streptophyta, Magnoliopsida, Gentianales, Rubiaceae. Bases 83 to 2011 code for a protein of 642 amino acids. Gene Ontology annotation, molecular function: ABC-type transporter activity; ATP hydrolysis activity; ATP binding.